GCACAAGAAUAAGACAUUCUUCGUAGGGACACCGUAGGAAGUGGUGCAAACAAGGCAAAGCCGUGUUUCGGGGAGCCGCCUCUGAAUAACUUGAGGGUCCCAGCACUUCAUGGGAGCUUGUCAACACAAUGUCUGCCCCGUUUACGGCCAUCUUACCAACGGCAGCGCAUCACGACAUCUCGAAAGAAGUUAUAUAAACACACGUCUCUCUUAUUACCAGCACAAUUCCUCUGGCGUCGCAUAGAACCAGUUCUGGAUUUUUGUUUUAACAUUGCCUCCUCGCCCAUCACCUGUGAGGGCGUGGGACAGUGGUGAGCGGCGGCGGCAGAGGUCGCUCUGCUCCGCUCGGCUCGGCUCGGCUGGGCUGUCACUCGGCCCUGAUUUAACGGCGGCUUCCUCCCGGCCUUCACUCGGCAGUUGAGCUCUGGGAGGAUGCAGAGCAGCGCGGAGGAGUGAAGAGGGAACUCAGCAAGGCAUGGCAUGGGGUCGAAGAGCCUUCGGCGCGCUGCUCCCGCUCGGCAGGACCAUCCCGUGGGCCGGCAGGUGGCCGGCGGCGCGGACACAGCUGCAAAAGGAUUCAGAAUCUCGCAUCCACCUGAGACAAAGUACAGUGACCUUUCACAGCACCCUGGUUUCAUCUGAUGAGGUGACUGUUGAACACAAGAAUAGGUUUACAAUAAUUUCCAUCACACUCCCCUCCAGAAAUGAGCGCUGCCAGUUUAUUGUGAAGCCAUUGUUGGUGAAUGUUGGAGACUUUCUCAAGGACAUAAAGGAAGAGGAUCAAGGCAUCAGCAAUGUUGCAAUAUUUUCAGGAGAUGGCGCCAGAGUUUCUGCCUGCACACCAAUGACUGUUCUGCUAUCAAAUAACUUUCAAUUAGUUAUUAACAAGGCAAAUUAUUUUGUAACACCUCCUCAUAAAGACCAGAUAAGUAGUGAGCGGUCUGUGGAAAUGGAUGGUAUAAAAGAUUUGACUCAUAAGCUUUACAUGGCGUUUCAUAUACAAGAACACCAACUGCACAAAGAGUGGGAACUCCUGGAGAAACUGGAAAAUCUAAAUGGAAAACUACAGAUUUUCAAACAGAUGAAGUCGCGAUUAUUCCUGAAAGCUGAAGCUAAAUCCAGUCGGUUGCUGUGGAUAGGUUUGGCUCUAAUGUCCACACAAGCUGGAGCAUUAGCCUGGUUAACAUGGUGGGUCUACUCCUGGGACAUCAUGGAGCCUGUCACCUACUUCAUAGCCUGUGGGAGUUCCAUGGUCUUUUAUGCAUACUUCCUCAUCACUCGUCAGGACUGGGUGUAUAAUGAAAUGAAAGAAAGACAGAAACUUCGCUACUUUCAUCGAUUUGCCAGAAGAUGUAGAUUUGAUGUAGGAAACUACAACAAAAUCAAGGAAGAGAUAGCUAAGGUAGAAGAGGAUCUCAGACGACUGAGGAACCCUUUACAACUGCAUAUUCCGAUUGAACAGUUAAACAGCAAAGACUGAAAUUCUACAGCUGAUGAGGGUGUAAAUUGGGACUUGAGUUUGUAUGACAUAUCCAAGAUUUGAUCACUCUUACUGUUCUGGUCAUGUUUGAUUUUAUUCAAUCCUUUUUGGAAAUACCCACUGCAUUUUUUCAGUGAGGUGCUGUGAAAGUGAUGUAUAUAAUCUCUGCUUUCAGGGCACAUGUCAUGUUUUUGACAUGAUCCCUUGCAUUUCUUACACUGAAAACUCACUGCUUUUUUAUAUAUGCAACACACAGCCCAAUUUGCCAGGCAUCUUCCCUAAAGUAAGUUAGAACAACAGCUAGGACUUUGCAUUGUCUCACUUAGAGCACAGUUUUAUAAAUGCUAUCUGUCCAACAUCUCAUUACUGGGAGCAGUUAGAGGCAGGAAUGAGCCGUAUGCAUGGCUUCUCAAAUUUGGAUCAGAUUUCUGCUUGAGUGAGUUUCCAAUGACAGAAUCUGAAUCCGAAUCCAAAUCAGGUUUAAUAUCACUGCGUAAGUUGUGAAUUUUUUUGUUUUGCAGUAGCAGUACAUUGCAAUACAUAAGAAUAAAAACUAUAAAUUACAAUAAAACAUGCCUUAUUAUUAAAUAAGUUGUACAAAAAGAGAACAAAAAAAGGUAAAAAUAGGUAGUGUACAUGUGUUCAUUGUCCAUUCAGACAUCUGAUGGCAGAGGAAAAGGUCACAAGUUAAUUACAAAGCAAUGGUCCUCAUUAAUAGAAAGCUUAGCAGGGUUGUGAAGUUAACAACACAAUACAAAUUUCCUUUACCAACUGAUCAUGAAUAAUCACUGAUGUUCUAAUUAUUUUAGAAGAUGAAAGGAUUUUUUAAAGAGUUACUAUAAGUAACUGCAAUAAAAAGAGAUCCAAUUGAUUUUGUUAUGGAACUAAAUUCCUGUAUGCUUAAGGAGACAGAUAUGCAAGGAUGACAGUCAACUUAUCUGAUGAGGUGCUGUGAUAAAGGAGAUGUUUAAACAUUUAUUUGAAUCUGAGGAAGAGCAGAACUGGAGAAUGAUGCAGUCCUUCUACUGUGCUCAGUGAUGAUAGUUCCCAUGGGGUUUAUCUGUUGUAACAAACACAGCUAUCCAGGUACUUUAAAAUGGGUGUUGCACAAACCAUACUCCACUGCCUUGGAAAAAAAUUACAGUGGAUGGAACAAGAUUGGGUUAGGGUUAGCGUUAGGUUUAGGGUUAAACCCUAACCCCAAACCCCUCCCAGGAGCCAAGUACACCACGCACCAGCACCACGCCACCCCAUAAACAUCUCCAACUCUAUACCUCACCCUAACCCUAAUUUCCAAGGGACCGUGCACCCCAACUAAACCGGACAGCACCCCAAAUAACCCUAACCACACCACACUAAAGGGCUUACAUAAUAGUCCUUUGCCCUACCACUAAACCUAACACCUCCAACCCUGCUACACACCCCCAGAAACCCAAACCCUCACCCCAUCAAGGGGCCAAAUUCACACAAUAUCACCAGCAGUUAGGCUCCUAUUUCAGCCCUCCCCCCCGCAAAACCAUUUGCCACCCACCCCACCUCGCUUUGCCGUGAAUCCUCAACAACCAUUACCUAACUCUACCCCUGGGCAUGUCCUUCCCCACACACCCCUCAAUUAGCUACUGCACAGCCCCCAGAUCACAGCACGCAGGCCCUAUAAAAAAAGUCCCCAAAUCCAAAACACGAUCCACAGGCAAGAACUCCACCAUUUUAAAUUAAACUCCAGAAUGGAAGUCAAAGAGGAGGAAGAUCCCAAUAAAGGCAAGUUGCGGACUGAGAUGAUUACAACGUGGGCCAAAAACAAAGUGGCAGGGUGAAGUGAUACUGCAUCUCCAGUAAGAGAUCCACAAAUACGAGAGCGAUAUUUUGUCCACUACCCGCAUACUCGCAUCCUAGCCCAAGCCCCAGCCCAUUCCCUAACCCUAACCCUAGCUAAUUCCUAUGCCCAAACCCAAGCCCGUUCCCUAACCCUAACCCUAGCCAAUUCGCUAACCCUGACCCCAGCACAUUCCCUAACCCGGCCCCUAGCCCAUUCCCUAAACCUAACCCCAAACCCAUUCCCUAACCCUAGCCCAUUCCCUAACACUAACCCUAACCCCAGCCCAUUCCCGAACCCUGACCCUAGACCAUUCCCUAACCCUAACCCUGACCAUAGCCCAUUCCCUAAUCCUAACACUAGCCCAUUCCCAAAUGCUAGCCCUUGCCCUAACCCUAGCCCGAGCCCAUUCCCUAACCCUGGCCCAUCCCAUACCCUAACCGUAACACUAGCCCAUUCCCUAACCCUAACCCUGACCCUAGCCCAUUCCUUAACCCUAACCCUAAUUGAAUCUCAAAUGAGGAGAUCAAAAAGCACAAGAGGGCUGAUUUGCCCACUGCCCACAUACUCUCAACCUAACCUUACAGUGACACGCUCUUCAUUCUCCCGGUCGACAAAAUGCCAAGAAAAAAGCCCAGAUGUCCAAACGGCGAGAGAGAACCAGAAAGUUAAACCCAAGCUGGGUCCACAGAAAACAAGUCACCACUAAACUCAGGUGCAGAGACACUGAAUGCCCAGUAAACACUGUCAAUUUAAACCAUGCAAUCCCAGGCAUACAGAUGCCAGGUAAUGAUGUUUAAAAACAUCAUUACCCUCAUAGUUACAUGCCCCUCAUUAUCCAGGUUCAUGGGAAAUCACAAGCCGAGCUUGAUCAACUCCGGCUGGGUCGCCUCGGGGAGGGUGUCUAAUGAUGAAAGACCCGAAACACCUGAUGAUCCAAGUUUGCAUUGCUGAUGAUGUGUCCCAGUGCACACCCGGUUCAUUGAACCAAGUGGUGUCAGACCACGAUAAUGAAAGGCAUAGGCCAGAUUCACCUGGAUUCACCACAUGAGCCUAUGCGCCUUACCACCUCAUACCUCACCACUCAAAACUUGGCAGCCUUACCUCUGCCAGUCACACAUAUACAUCCACCAGCCCAACACUCAAACCUAAUCCUAAAGUGCAAGGGGGCACACACCCAUAAACCCUCUGCACAUCCUGAUUAUCAUGCCACACCCCCACAAACAUCUAGGCACACCCUGACUAACCCUGGCCACACCCCCACAAACCCGAUUACCUUGGUCAGGAGGGGCAAGAUCCAAGAAAGGCAAGUGUUGGACCUGGUUAAUGAAGAUGUGGGCCCGAUCAAAGUGACAGGGUUGCGUGAAAUUGAAUCUCGAGGAGAUCAAAAAGCACAAGAGGGCUGAUUUGCCCACUGCCCGCAUACUCUCAAACUAACCCUAAACCCAGCCCAUUCCUUAACCCUGACCCUAACCCCAACCCUAGCCCAUUCCCUAAUCCUAACACUAGCCCAUUCCCAAACGCUAGUCCUUGCCCUAACCCUAGCCCUAGCCCAUUCCCUAACCCUGGCCCAUCCCAUACCCUAACUGUAAUACUAGGCCAUUCCCAUACCCGAAACCUGACCCUAACCCUAACCCUGACCCUAGCCCAUUCCUUAACCCUAACCCUAAUUGAAUCUCAAGUGAAGAGAUCAAAAAGCACAAGAGGGCUGAUUUGGCCACUGCCCACAUACUCUCAACCUAACCCUAACCCAAGGGGGCACACUCCCCGACAAACCCUCGGCACAUCCCGAUUAUCUCUGCCACACCCCCACAAACCCUAGGCACACCCCGACUAACCCUGGCCACACCCCCACAAACCCGAUUACCUUUCUCAGGAGGGGUAAGAUCCAAGAAAGGCAAGUGUUGGACCUGGUUAAUGAAGGCGUGGGCCAGAUCAAAGUGGCAGAGUUGCGUGAAAUUGAAUCCCAAGUGAGGAGAUCAAAAAGCACAAGAGGGCUGAUUUGCCCACUGCCCGCAUGCUCUCAACCUAACCCUGACUCCAGCCCAUUCCCUAACUCUGGCCCAUCCCAUACCCUAACCGUAACACUAGCCCAUUCCCAAACCCGAAACCUGACCCUAUCCCAUUCCCUAACCCUAACCCUGACCCUAGUCCAUUCCAUAACCCUAACCCAAAUUGAAUCUCAAAUGAGGAGAUCAAAAAGCACAAGAGGGCUGAUUUGCCCACUGCCCGCAUACUCUCAACCUAACCUUACAGUGACACGCUCUUCAUUCUCCCGGUCGACAAAAUGCCAAGAAAAAAGUCCAGAUGCCCAAAUGGCGAGAGAGAACCAGAAAGUUAAACCCAAGCUGGGUCCACAGAAAACAAGUCACCACUAAACUCAGGUGCAGAGACACCGAAUGCCCGGUAAACACUGUCAAUUUAACCCAUGCAAUCUCAGGCAUACAGAUGCCAGGUAAUGAUGUUUAAAAACAUUAUUACCCUCAUAGUUACAUGCCUCUGAUUAUCCUGGCCCAUGGGAAAACUCAAGCCGAGGUGGAUCAACUCCGGCUGGGUCACCUCGGGGAGGGUGUCUAAUGAUGAAAGACCCGAAACACCCGAUGAUCCGAUGUGCAUUACUGAUGAUGUGUCCCAGUGCACACCCGGUUCAUAGAACCAAGUGGUGUCGGACCACGAUAAUGAAAGGCAUGGGCCAGAUUCACCUGGCUUCACCACACAAGCCUAUGCGCCAUAGCACCACUCCAAACUCUGCAGCCUUGCCUCUCCCAGUCACACACACACAUCCACCAGCCCAACACUCAAACCAAAUCCUAAAGUCCAACGGGGCACACACCCCCACAAAUCCUCGGCACAUCCCGAUUAUCAUGCCACACCCCCACAAACCCUAGGCACACCCCGACUAACACUGGCCAAACCCCCACAGACCUGAUUACCUUUGUCAGGAGGGGCAAGAUGCAAGAAAGGCAAGAAAGGACCUGGUUAAUGAAGGCGUGGGCCAGAUCAAAGUGGCUGGGUUGGAUGAAAUUGAAUCUCAAGUGAGGAGAUCAAAAAGCACAAGAGGGCUGAUUUGCCCACUGCCCGCAUACCCUCAACCUAACCUUACAGUGACACGCUCUUUGUUCUCCCGGUCGACAAAAUGCCAAUAAAAAAGCCCAGAUGCCCAAAAGGCGAGAGAGAACCAGAAAGUUAAACCCAAGCUGGGUCCACAGAAAACAAGUCAGCUCUAAACUCGAGUGCAGAGACACUGAAUGCCCAGUAAACACUGUCAAUUUAACCCAGGCGUACAGAUGCCAGGUAAUGAUGUUUAAAAACAUCAUUACCCUCAUAGUUACAUGCCUCUCAUUAUCCUGGUCCAUGGGAAAACACAAGCCGAGCUUGAUCAACUCUGGCUGGGUCACCUCGGGGAGGGUGUCUAAUGAAGAAAGACCUGAAACACCCGAUGAUCCGAGGAUGCAUUACUGAUGAUGUGUCCCAGUGCACACCCGGUUCAUUGAACCAAGUGGUGUCGGACCACGAUAAUGAAAGGCAUAGGCCAGAUUCACCUGUCUUCACCAUACAAGCCUAUGCCCCAUAGCACCUCAUACCUCAGCACUCAAAACUUUGCGGCCUUACCUCUCCCAGUCACACAAACACAUCCACCAGCACAACACUCAAACCUAAUCCUAAAGUGCAAGGGGGCACACACCCAUAAACCCUCGGCACAUCCCGAUUAUCAUGCCACACCCCCACAAACCCUAGGCACACCCCGACUAACCCUGGCCACACCCCCACAAACCCGAUUACCUUUGUCAGGAGGGACAAGAUCCAAGAAAGGCAAGUGUUGGACCUGGUUAAUGAAGGCGUGGGCGAGAUCAAAGUGACAGGUUUGCGUGAAAUUGAAUCUCCAGUGAGGAGAUCAAAAAGCACAAGAGGGUUGAUUUGCCCACUGCCCGCAUACUCUCAAACAAACCCUAACCCCAGCCCAUUCCCUAACCCUGACCCUAGUCCAUUCCCUAACCCUAACCCCAACCCUAGCCCAUUCCCUAAUCCUAACACUAGCCCAUUCCCAAACGCUAGCCCUUGCCCUAACCCUAGCCCUAGCCCAUUCCCUAACCCUGGCCCAUCCCAUACCCUAACCGUAACACUAGCCCAUUCCCAUACCCGAAACCUGACCCUAGCCCAUUCCUUAACCCUAACCCUAAUUGAAUCUCAAGUGAGGAGAUCAAAAAGCACAAGAGGGCUGAUUUGCCCACUGCCCGCAUACUCUCAACCUAACCCUAACCCAAGGGGGCACACUCCCCCACAAACCCUCGGCACAUCCCGAUUAUCUCUGCCACACCCCCACAAACCCGAUUACCUUUGUCAGGAGGGGCAAGAUCCAAGAAAGGCAAGUGUUGGACCUAGUUAAUGAAGGCGUGGACCAGAUCAAAGUGGCUGGGUUGCGUGAAAUUGAAUAUCAAAUGAGGAGAUCAAAAAACACAAGAGGGUUGAUUUGCCCACUGCCCGCAUACUCUCAACCUAACCUUACAGUGACACGCUCUUCAUUCUCCUGGUCGACAAAAUGGCAAUAAAAAAGCCCAGAUACCCAAAAAGCGAGAGAGAACCAGAAAGUUAAACCCAAGCUGGGUCCACAGAAAACAACUCACCACUAAACUCAGGAGCAGAGACACCGAAUGCCCAGUAAACACUAUCAAUUUAACCCAUGCAAUCCCAGGCAUACAGAUGCCAGGUUUUGAUGUUUAAAAACAUCAUUACUCUCAUAGUUACAUGUCUCUCAUUAUCCUGGUCCAUGGGAAAACCCAAGCCGAGCUUGAUCAACUCCGGCUGGGUCGCCUCGGGGAGGGUGUUUAAUGAUGAAAGACCCGAAACACCUGAUGAUCCGAGGAUGCAUUACUGAUGAUGUGUCCCAGUGCACACCCGGUUCAUUGAACCAAGUGGUGUCAGACCACAAUAAUGAAAGGCAUGGGCCAGAUUCACCUGGCUUCACCACACAAGUCUAUACGCCAUAGCACCUCAUACCUCACCACUCAAAACUCCACAGCCUUACCUCUCCCAGUCACACAUAUACAUUCACCAGCCCGAUACUCAAACCUAAUUCUAAAGUCCAAGGGGGCACACACCCCGACAAACCCUCGGCACAUCCCGAUUAUCUCUGCCACACCCCCACAAAUCCUAGGCACACCCCAACUAACCCUGGCCACACCCGCACAAACCCGAUUAGCUUUCUCAGGAGGGGCAAGAUCCAAGAAAGGCAAGUGUUGGACCUGGUUAAUGAAGGCGUGGGCCAGAUCAAAGUGCAGGGUUGCGUGAAAUUGAAUCUCAAGUGAGGAGAUCAAAAAGCACAAGAGGGCUGAUUUGCCCACUGCCCGCAUACUCUCAACCUGACCUUAAACCUAGUGCGACCUGGUUAAUGAAGGCGUAGGCCAGAUCAAUGUGGCAGGGUUGCGUGAAAUUGAAUCUCAAGUGAAGAGAUUAAAAGGCACAAGAGGGCUGAUUUGCCCACUGUCCGCGUACUCUCAACCUCACUCUAACCCUAAUCCUAACCCAAACCCAAACCCUAACCCUUUAAAGAAUGCUUUAUAACAGAGGGAUCCCGGAAUAAUGGUGCAUAGUUCCCUGAAGAUGGAAUCUCAUGUGGAUAGGGUGGUGAAGAAAGCUGUUGGUUUGCUGGCCUUUAUUAAUCAGUGCAUUGAGUAUAGAAGUUGGGAUGUAAUGUUGAAUUUGUAUAAGGCAUUGGUAAGGCAAAAUCUGGAGUAUUAUGUACAGUUCUGGUCAACAAAUUAUAGGAAAGAUGUCAAUAAAAUUGAGAGAGUACAGAGGAGGUUUACUAAAAUGUUGCCUGGGUUUCAUCUCCCAAGUUACAGAGAAAGGUUAUACAAGUUAGGUCUUUAUUCUUUGGAGCGUAGAAGGUUGAGAGGAGACUUAAUAGAGGUGUUUAAAAUUGUGAGGGGGAUUGAUAGUGUUGACGUGGUUAGUCUUUUUCAAUUGAGAGUGGGGAGGAUUUUUGGCUUUCUUUUUCACCAUUGAACUGUACUGACAAUUUGAUACCAUUCUUCAGCAUUGCUGCAAAAGGUCAUAAGAAUAUUCUUCACGCUAUGGAUUUCAAAUGAGAAAGAACCUCAUAAAUUUUUCUAUUGAACAUAAUUUUAUAAUCCCAUUUGGUUAUGAAAAACUUGGUUUUAGGGUAUUUUUAUAACUUCCAUUAGUAAUUUUAAAGCAAGUGCUGCAACUGCUCAUGGCUAAGCUCCAGGGAAGUGUCAAAAGUGAUUAUAUUUUCUAUUUGUUACUGGUUCCUUAAGUCUUGCUUUAAUUUGGAAAAUUGGAAGUUGUGAUCCUAUUUGUUAAUGUUCAAAGUAAAUUAAGUAUUAAAGUAUA
Mobula hypostoma (lesser devil ray) is the source of this 9647-nucleotide messenger RNA. Its product is annotated as calcium uniporter regulatory subunit MCUb, mitochondrial-like. The transcript is spliced from 8 exons. Lineage: Eukaryota; Metazoa; Chordata; Chondrichthyes; Myliobatiformes; Myliobatidae. Gene Ontology annotation, molecular function: calcium channel inhibitor activity. The coding region runs from base 476 to 1480 and encodes 334 amino acids. The record is from RefSeq and is a predicted model, not a curated record. Gene Ontology annotation, cellular component: uniplex complex; mitochondrial inner membrane. Gene Ontology annotation, biological process: mitochondrial calcium ion homeostasis; calcium import into the mitochondrion.